Fusarium odoratissimum NRRL 54006 is the source of this 1179-nucleotide messenger RNA. RefSeq lists its product as uncharacterized. The transcript is spliced from 4 exons. The record is from RefSeq and is a predicted model, not a curated record. The coding region runs from base 1 to 1179 and encodes 392 amino acids. NCBI's taxonomy places the organism in Eukaryota, Fungi, Ascomycota, Sordariomycetes, Hypocreales, Nectriaceae.
AUGCAUUCCUCUCUCAUGUUUCUCGCAUCGUUCAUGAUGCAUGGCCUUGCUGUCGGCAAAUUCAUUUCCCCCGGCACCGCGCAGCUCACCCAACCCUACUACCCACCAAAUGCCGACUGCUGGGAGUACAAAGUUCCCGUCACCAUCACCUCUGAGAACAUGGUCUUUGACUUUCCGGACUGGGAAGACGACUAUGCUCUCCAAGACUUCCUAACGGCUGCAACGACUCGAGACAGUGCUAGAUACCCGAGCCCCAUUGUCGGCACCAAGAAUGAGACUGCAACUUACGCCUUGGCCGCAUCCUUCUGCACGCCAAAGUAUUCGGGCAAAAAGACUAUAAUUCUUGCGACUCACGGCAUCGGGCAGGCUCGGACUCACUGGAACGCUGCCCACCAGCCAGACGAGUACAACUUCGUCCAGCAUGCUAUCAGCAAAGGGUACUCGGUCUGGUUCUAUGACCGUCUCGGCACCGGCGAGUCUGAAAAAGUCUCUGGAUUCACAAACCAGCUUCGCAAGCAAAAGGCCAUCCUCGUUCAGCUCGCUAAGAUCGUCAAGUCCGGCCAAUACACAGGUACCUUUGGAAAGCCUGACAAGCUCGCCGUAAUGGGCUUUUCCUUUGGAUCGUUUAUCACACACUUUGCCGUAGCCGAGAACCCAACCAUUGCAGAUGCCGCCAUCUUGACGGCCAUCAACUACAACACGACGGGACUGAACGCCAAAGGCUUGAUUCGCUCUUUCGUACCCCGAGUGGCAUCCCUACAAAACCCCCGCCGUUUCGGACUACUGAACUCUGGAUAUUUAACCUGGGUUGAUGCCAUUGCGCAGGUCAACACGCAAGUAUUCUACUUCAAGUACCCGUACUAUGAUCUUCCGACAGCAUCCUACUGUGAGGAAUACAAGCAGGCAUUUGCCAUCGGAGAGUUUCUGACUAUUGCUGAUGGCGACUUUGACGCCAGUGGUUUCACCGGAGCUGCUCUCGCCAUCACUGGAGAGACGGACUACAUCAUCUGCGAUGGGGAGUGUCGAGGCAUCUUUGAGGAGCCGGCACGAACCAUCUGGAAGAAUGCCAAAUUUGAGCCCUACUUGCACCCACACGCGAGCCAUAAUUUCAAUUUUCACCACAAUGCUACCGGCGCCUAUGGGGUUAUCACCGGUUUCCUGGAAUCAAACGGUCUUUAA